Glycine soja is the source of this 666-nucleotide messenger RNA. RefSeq lists its product as uncharacterized. The record is from RefSeq and is a predicted model, not a curated record. Lineage: Eukaryota; Viridiplantae; Streptophyta; Magnoliopsida; Fabales; Fabaceae. The coding region runs from base 29 to 403 and encodes 124 amino acids. The transcript has a single exon.
CUGAUUGAAAUUUUUUACUCAUUGCCAAAUGGGUAGGCAAGGUAAUGAUCCUAGUCCUACUACCACUGUGAACUCCUCCAUUGCUCUUCUUCAAGAAAGGUUUAGACAGUUGGAGAAGGUGAAAGAAAGAAGAGAGGGGAAACAACUUCUUAAACUCUUGUCAUCUGAGAGCACCUCAUCAUCACAAAACUCUCAACAACAACAACAACCAAGGUUGGUAGCUCCACAUAGGCCAACUCUCCAUGACUCUCUUUCUCUUGGCCUCAACUUCACAAGCAAGCAAGGCGAUCAUCACAACACCAUCAACAUGAAAUCACCUCCAUCCUCCAAUUUAUGGCCACAUGGAGCAUCAACAUCAAGAAAUUUUGAUACCUCGGACGUUGAUACUUCUCUUCAUCUGUAAAUAUAUUUACUACUGUUUGUCUUAAUUUGCUUCCCCAGAUAGUACCUUAUAUAGAUGUAUAAUAACCCUAUGUUCUCCGUCAUUUUGUAUCAUUAAUCAAAGAGGAUAUGUAUCAGUUAUGCUUUACAUUUUUUUUCCUUGAAGGUAUGUGAAUGACAUGAAAUUCGUAAUUGUAUAUGAUCGAUGUCAAGAAAAUAGUAUUUUGUAGUGGCUUGAUCGAUGUCAAGAAGGCAGUAAUGAACGUAACUCAAUUGUAGCUGAAA